GACGUGGGGAAUGUUUAUUGUUGGUGAGCGCGGUUAAAAAGCGUACUGACAUGCCGUGACGUUGUCCAACAAUGUUUUGGUUCCUGGCGGUGACGUAAUACACAAAAACAUGGUUCCCUUGUUUUGAACCCGUAAAGCGUGCUAAGUGUUUUCUCUCAACUUCGCCACACACGGAGAUGCAUUCGCGAAACUGAGUGGCCGGAAAACAAUCGUAAAAGACGAUGGCUCAGGCCGCAGAGACGUGUGCUGAAUCCGGACGCAGGCUGCGCUCCAUCUCCCGGACGAUGUACGACGAAAACGAGGACCUGUCUGACGUGGAGGAAAUUGUAAACAUCAGAGGGUUCAGCGUGGAGGAAAAGGUCCUCAGUGACAGCUACAGCGCAGACUUUGUCCGGGUGAUGGAGGGUAAAGACUUCACUUAUGAGUAUGUGCAAAGGGAGGGUCUAAGAAUCCCUCUCAUUUUUAAAGAGAAAGAUCAAUUAGGGAUCAGAAUGCCAGAUCCAGAAUUCACAGUCAGUGAAAUUAAAGGACUAGUUGGCAGUCGCCGGUCUGUGGACGUUAUGGAUGUGAGCACUCAGAAAGGUUCUGAAAUGAGCAUGGCUCAGUUUGUCCGCUAUUAUGAGACGCCAGAGGAAGAGCGGGACAAACUGUUCAAUGUCAUUAGCUUGGAGUUCAGCCACACCAAGCUGGAGAACCUCAUCAAGCGUCCCACAGUGGUGGAUCAAGUGGACUGGGUGGACAACAUGUGGCCUCCUGGUUUGAAACAAAGCCAAACUGAAGCCACCAAUAUCAUCUCAGAGAUGAAAUACCCCAAAGUGCAAAGGUAUUGUUUGAUGAGCGUGAAGGGCUGCUACACAGAUUUCCACAUCGAUUUUGGGGGAACUUCAGUUUGGUAUCACGUAUUCAAGGGACAGAAAGUGUUCUGGCUUGUGCCUCCAACUCCCUAUAACCUUGCCCUGUAUGAGGACUGGGUCCUGUCAGGCAAGCAGAGUGAUGUCUUCCUGGGAGACCGAGCUGAUGGAUGCCAGAGAGUGGAGCUUCAACAAGGAUACACCUUCUUCAUCCCAUCUGGGUGGAUCCACGCUGUCUACACUCCCGUGGACACACUGGUGUUUGGAGGCAACAUUCUGCACAGCUUUAACAUUCCUAUGCAGCUUACCAUCUAUGAGAUAGAGAACAGGACAAAGGUUCAUUCCAAGUUUCGUUUCCCCUUCUAUUAUGAGAUAUGCUGGUAUGUCCUGGAGAGAUACCUGCAUUGCCUUACCAAACGGUCCUACUUUUCUCAGGAGAUCCGUAAAGAAUCUAUGGAUUUUGAGACAAAGUCAAAGACAGAAAGCCCCUCCUCUGACUCAAGGAGUCAAGACAUGAACGAGGACUCGUGUGGGACUCAUGUCAGAGAUGAGCAGGGUGAAAAACUAGAGAGAGUUCCUCAGGAUGGACCCUGCACACCCGACAAUGGGAAGGGCCAACAUCUCAAAGCUGUUUUAUCCAUCGACUCUGAGGACAGCUGUAACCCCAGCUCGGCCUCUUUAGAUUUCCCCAAAACUCCUUCAGACUCUCCGAACUCAGAGCCUCAGAAUAAAUGGAUUCAUUUAACAGAGUUUGAACUGAAUGGGCUAAGGACGCUGAUUGAAAAGCUCGAGUCACUCCCGGAAAAUAGGAAAUGUAUUCCAAUGGGAAUAGAGAACCCCCAAGCGCUGUUGGAUGACUUAAAGGUUGUCUUAAAGGAACAUACUGAUGAUGACCCUAAAUUAGCCAUCACUGGAUAUCCUGUGGUGUACUGGCCUAAGAAAACCAUAAAGCCCCGGCCUCCCAACCGGCCGAAACCUAAGAUGGCAGCAUCUCCUGCAUCAGCGGUCAAGCUGUCGGCCAGCCGGGGUACAUCUGGAGCCAGGAGGAGACGGACACGCUGUCGGAAAUGCGAGGCGUGUCUGCGGACGGAGUGCGGAGAGUGUCACUUCUGCAAAGACAUGAAGAAGUUCGGCGGGCCAGGACGCAUGAAGCAGUCCUGCAUCAUGAGGCAGUGCAUUGCUCCCGUCCUACCCCACACAGCAGUGUGUCUCGUCUGUGGCGAGGCAGGCAAGGAGGACACCGUGGAGGAUGAGGAAGAGAAGUUUAACCUUAUGCUCAUGGAGUGUUCCAUCUGUAACGAGAUCGUUCACCCUAACUGUCUCAAGAUUAAAGAUUCAAAUGGAGUAGUCAAUGAUGAGCUGCCAAACUGCUGGGAGUGCCCAAAAUGUAACCAUGCUGGGAAAACUGGAAAACAAAAAAGAGGCCCAGGGUUUAAGUAUGCAUCCAACCUUCCUGGCUCGCUGCUCAAAGAACCGAGGUUAAACCGAGAUUCAAAGGAAGAGCCAGACCUACCCAUGGUGGCGCCAACACCUAUUCCUGCCUUGACUACCACAUCUGCUGUGAAGAGAAAGGUGGAACGGGAUGUAAUCGCAAAGAAAAAUGACGAGGAGCCUCCUAAAAAACGCCCCCCUUUGCUUUCUCUAGAUGGUAUGCCCCGGCCGAGAUUGGAGGACAAUCCUCUUAGGAAAAAGAGGAAACUUUUUGACACAAAUGAUGAGCCUAGCUUUGUUAAAAAGAAGAAGAAGCUUUCAAAACCGGAUGAUUCAUUUACUUCGAAGCUGCUUCAGCAUAUUAAGAGAGAGAAUGAUCACGGUGAUGAAGAAGACGACCAGGAGGAUCAUGAAGAAGAUGGGCUGUCCUUGGAGAGGAUGCAUUUAAGGGAGAAAAAUGAGUAUGACGAUGAGGACCAAGAUGGGGACGCUGAGGAAGAGGUGACGGUGAAAAAAGAGAGGGACAAUAAUGCAGAGGACAAAGCUAAGGUCCUUCUAAGCCCGCUGCUGAGAACGUCCGCAGCCAGAGAAAGUGACCAGACAUCCUCCAACUCUCCCAGAGCGGGACCAAGCAGUGAGUCGGGAGAAGCCCAAGAGAGAAGCUCCGCUCAGCUUAAAGCACGACAUCAGCGUAAGCGGCUACCCAACAAGGAGGCGAGCAAAGAGUUCAGCCAGGAGACUCCGAAGAUAGAAGACUGUCUGAGCAGCCAGAAGCUGGGCUCAGUGAAGAAGGAGGAGGACAGCCCAGCCAACCUCAAUCGUCGACCACUUAAGACCGAAGACUCCCUGACUAAUCAGAACCGAAAACCACUAAAAACUGAGGACCCACCUGCUAAUCCGAGCCGUAAAGCCCUUAAAAUGGAAGAAGGCGUAAACAAUCAAAACAGACUGCCGCUGAAAACAGAAGACAGCUUGACCAAUCAGAAUCAAAGGCCAGUGAAAUCUGAGCCCGAGAGUGAAGUGGACGAACAGAAGCCCAGGUGGCCUCUUAAUAAUGGCAGCAGCGACCUGGGCGACUGGCUGCGACACCGGGGGCGGGAGAUGAACGGAACGCCGCGUGGCUACUCGCCGCUUGGUUGGAACAGAAACACACCGAUCGCACCAAUAUGCCCUCGACCGCUUCCCUGCCGGUCGCCACCAAAGUGUAUCCAAAUGGAGCGCCACGUGAUCCGGCCCCCUCCCAUCAGCCCCCCGCCCGACAGACUGCCCCUGAACGACGGCGAAGCGCAUGUGAUGCAGCGAGAGACCUGGAUGAUGGUGUUCGGUCACCUCAGUCACAGAGAUCUCUGCGUCUGCAUGCGUGUCUGCCGAACCUGGAACAGAUGGUGCUGUGACAAAAGGCUCUGGAAGCACAUCAAUCUGAACCGCUGCAAAUCCAUCACUCCCCUGAUGCUGAGCGGGAUCAUCCGCAGACAGCCGGUAGCCCUGGACCUCAGUUGGACCAACAUUUCCAAGAAGCAGCUCAGCUGGCUCAUCAACAGACUUCCAGGUCUACGUGUGCUGCUUCUCUCUGGAUGCUCAUGGGUAGCCGUCUCUGCUCUCUGCACCUCCAGCUGUCCUCUCCUGCGAACUCUGGAUGUUCAGUGGGUCGAGGGACUGAAAGAUGCUCAGAUGAGAGACUUGCUGUCGCCUCCCACAGAUAAUAGGCCAGGUCAGUUGGACAACAGGAGUAAACUGCGUAACGUAGAGGACCUGCGUCUGGCAGGGUUGGACAUCACCGACACGUCUCUGCGCCUCAUCAUUCGUUACAUGCCCCUCUUAUCUAAGCUGGACCUCAGCUACUGCAACCACGUUACUGACCAGUCGGUUAACAUCCUGACUGCUGCGGGGACAACCACCAGAGACUCACUCACUGACAUCAAUCUGUCAGUCUGUAACAGGGUCACAGACCAGUCGCUGACCUAUUUCAAGCGCUGUGGAAGCAUUUGCCAUAUCGACCUGCGAUACUGCAAACAGGUGACCAAGGAAGGAUGUGACCAGUUCAUCGCCGAAAUGUCCGUCAGUGUGCAGUUUGAACUCAUUGAGGAUAAACUGCUGCAGAAGAUCAGUUAGGCACACGGAUAACUCUGGUGUGAUUUUUUUUUUUUUUUUUUUUU
Molecule: messenger RNA, 4438 nt
Organism: Pelmatolapia mariae (spotted tilapia)
Lineage: Eukaryota; Metazoa; Chordata; Actinopteri; Cichliformes; Cichlidae
Gene: kdm2bb
Product: lysine (K)-specific demethylase 2Bb
Exons: 21
Coding region: 222-4394 (1390 amino acids)
Biological process (GO): regulation of transcription by RNA polymerase II; protein demethylation
Molecular function (GO): transcription coregulator activity; histone demethylase activity; DNA binding
Source: RefSeq, a predicted model, not a curated record